Meloidogyne enterolobii is the source of this 963-nucleotide messenger RNA. NCBI's taxonomy places the organism in Eukaryota, Metazoa, Nematoda, Chromadorea, Rhabditida, Meloidogynidae. The record is from the annotation of a GenBank genome assembly.
AUGAAUAAUAAUUUAAAUUAUGCUGCAUAUAAUUAUCCAAAUUUAAUGAUUACAGGAAAAAGUAUUCCUCCUCAACAAAAAUCUGUGCCUUCCUCUACAAAUAUUGCUUUUGGUAGAGGAAUAACAACAAUUACACGUAGAAAACAACAACAACAAUUAAAUGAAAAACAAAAUUAUUUAAAUAAAAAUAACAAAACAAUAAUUCGAAGAAGUGGAAGUGCUGGACAAUUAGCUGAUAAUAAUCGAAGAGAGUCAACAAUUUCAACUUCUGCCGUUUCAGUUUUUAAUACUUCAACUCAAAAUAGUAGAAGAGUUGUUUGUAAUUGUAGAAAUGGAAAUUGUAAAUGUGUGCCAAGUAUGGCUUUUUUAGAGGGGGUUUAUGUACAAAAUUUGCAAACACAAAUUGAGGUGCUCGAAUUGGAAAAUGCUUAUUUACGAGGUGCUACAGACAGAGGUGCUUUAUUUGCAAAACAACCAACAACCGAAGACAAUUAUUAUAAUAAUAUUCAAAAACAAAGAAAUUCUUCCAAUUUAUUUAAUAAUCACGAAAAAAUGAAAAUAAAUAAAAAAGACGAAUUUGAAGAUAAAAAAGAAGAAAUAUUAUUAAAUAAUUUAUUAUUAAAAAAAGAAAAAAGAGUUGGAUUUUUUAAUGGAGAAAAUGAAAAAAGAAAAGAAAUAAUUAAAGAUUGGGAAGAAAGUUUUGAUUAUAGUGGAGGGGAUGAUUCUGAUAAUAAUAAUUGGAAGAGAAGAAAUGAAGAAAGAAAAAUUAAAGAGGAGGAGGAAGAAGAAAAAAGAUUUUUGUUAUUAGAAAGAAGAAAAGAGAAGAAAGAAUUUGAAGAAAGGGAAGAACUUGUUAAACAAGAAAUUAGAAUAAAAGAAGCCGAAAUUUUGAGGAUUAAAGGGGAAAAACAAGAAUUGGAGAGAAAGCUUAGAUUGGCAGAAGGUUUUCCCCUUAAAUUUUGA